This is a messenger RNA of Protopolystoma xenopodis, 720 nucleotides long. Lineage: Eukaryota; Metazoa; Platyhelminthes; Monogenea; Polystomatidea; Polystomatidae. The record is from the annotation of a GenBank genome assembly.
CAACCCGCUUCGCAACCGGCGGAGGCGUCAAGACGUCCGAAGUUUAGCAGUGAAGAUUCUUUCGGUACGGAGAGUUUACGGCGCUCCAGACGCCAUCAGCCCACGAUUGAGGAGCACAACGAGACGCCCAAAAGCGUCAGUAAUUUGCAAAGUCCCCAACUUGCUUUGAGGCUGUCGCCGAAACUGCUCUUCCCGCACAUCGCCUAUACAACGCCCGACCGACUGAUGCACACAAUGCGAGUGCAGCAGCAACUGUUGGCAGCCAAACUUUCGCUGUUGGCAUUGGAGACGGCCAGUGAAAAAGUCUCGAGGCACUCGAUCGUAUCGGAUGCGGCUCGUCUUCCCACGAGCUCAGCCGAACGGGUCCAAGUCGGCGAGUCGAGACGUACCAAAUCUGAGGACAGAAUUCUCACCAACGAACCAGCCGGAGUCAGAUUUAUGACGUCAACCGGACUGGGUGGUCGGGAAGCUAUUGGGGGUUCCGGUGGUACCAAUAAUAAGGUCGACUCUGAGAACAAAGAGACGCAGACGCCUAGAAGAGUAGUACCAUCAAAAGACGACCAACAGGACAGCUUGAGGGAGGCAAGGACGACAGCCGCCUCCGAUCUGAGUCUCACAACCGGUUCAUCGAGUCAAUCAGUGUCAAUCAGAAAGAGUGACUGGGUGCUUCGGAGGCGAGCCGACGGAACUCGGUACAUUACACGCAGAUCUCAUGGGUGA